AUGGAUAAAUUAUUAUAAAGAGAAAUUAGGAAUCAUUUCUAAAAUGAAAAUUAUGCAGCUGAUGUAAUUGAUAUGAUUGAGAAAGAUGAAGAAUUAAUCAAGAAAUGUUAUGAUAAAAUGGAUGAUUGGUAAUUUUAAACAGAAGAAGAUUUUCUAAAAAAGAAACUGCAAAUGCUUGGCUUAUGUGAGAAGAAAGGACUGGAUGGUUAAGUGAUGCUUUACCCAACAAUAAAGAAAUAAAGAGUAUUAAACAGAGAUGAAUUCAAAGGGAUGGUUGAUCGAUUAUAUAAAGUGAAAAAGAUGUCAGAUAAUGAUUUUGUUCAUCUUAAUUAAACAGCCAGAAAAUAAAUAUAAUAAAUGAAGGUCAAAUAACAAAUGCUUCAAAAAUAAAAGAAUAAAAAUACAAAACAAGAGUCUUUCUUUGAUAUGAUAUCAGAUUCAUCAGAUGAGUAAAUUGAAUGA
Molecule: messenger RNA, 462 nt
Organism: Paramecium tetraurelia
Lineage: Eukaryota; Ciliophora; Oligohymenophorea; Peniculida; Parameciidae
Exons: 2
Source: RefSeq, a predicted model, not a curated record